AAAUUUUCGAAGAAGUUCAGGGCAUCUUGUUGAUGGGUCUCGGGGUUGAAUUGACACAGAAGCUCUCACUCGACCAACCGGAUAGCUCACCCCAGAUCCAUCAUACACAAUGGCAAAGAAAGACCCAGAAGAGAUCGUCUUCGAGGAGCAGCAGACCGACGCUUCCUCCAAGAAACGGAAGUCCGCCCUCGACGAAAUACAAGUCGACCUUUCGCUCCCUGAGCCUCCCUCCAAAAAGGCACGCCGUGCGCUCAAGAAGGGCAAGACACUGCCCGUGAAACCGACAAGUGACGACGAGGAAGAUGGCGAGGAUGGCAAAGCGGACGGGGCUAAGGAUAGCAAGAAGAAAAAGGAGCGCUCCCCCUACGGCGUGUGGAUCGGCAACCUGCGCUUCACCGUCACCAAGCCCGAGCUUCGCAAGUGGCUCGUUGACAACUCGGGCGGCAGCAUUACCGACGAAUCCAUCACCCGAGUGCACAUGCCCAUGACCAAACCCGCCCCUGGGCCGGGCCCCAAGAAGGCCCCCGAGAACCGCGGUUUCGCCUACGUCGACUUUGCCACCUUUGACGCCAACGUCGCGGCCAUCGCCCUCUCCGAAACCGAAUGGUACCGCCGCAAGCUUCUCAUCAAGGAUAGCAAGAGCUUUGAGGGGCGGCCGAAGAAGGAGGAACCCGCAGCCGUCGCAGCAGACGGGACUACGAGCAAGGGGGCUGGGUCAGACGCCAAAGCCGGUGGCCCGAGUGCCGGCGCCAGCACCAAGAUCUUUGUGGGCAACAUGUCGUUCAACACUACCGAAGACGACUUGCACGCGCAUUUUGAAAAGUGCGGCAAGAUCCGCUGGAUCAAGGUGGCCACGUUCGAAGACUCGGGCAAAUGCAAAGGAUACGGCUGGGUCAACUUCGAGGACGCCGAGGCGGCAGCGUGGGCGGUUAAGGGGUUCGUCAAGGUCCGCGAGACAGUCGAGACGCUGGAGGAUUUCAUGGAUGUAGACGACGAGGAUGCCAAGCCAGCCGGCGGCGAGGAAGCAGAGGGCGAGACCAACGACGAGCCCAAACCGUCCAACGAAAGCAACGACGAGGGCAGCGGGGCCGACUCCGACUCCGACUCUGAAGACGAAGAAAACAAAACCCCCAAGAAGAAGCCCCAAAAACCCACCACCAAAGAACCCGCCCGCAUCCGCACCCGCAAGUGGUGGGUCAACCAGCUCCUCGGCCGCAACCUCAAGAUCGAGCUGGCCGAGGACGACCAGACGCGCUACCACAAGCGCUUCGGCAAGGGCGCCACCGCAGCCAGGCGGCAGCAGGAACAACAACAACAAUCCGAAAACAACCCCCGACAAAGGCCCGCGGGGAGACAGGACAGCAACGGGGAGCAACAGCAACAGAACGGCGGCAAGGAACAAAAGGCCAUCAAGUACCAGGCCGACGUCAGCGUCGCCCGCCUGACGGGCGCGCCGGUGGCGCACCAGGGGAAGAAGGUUACUUUCGACUGAGCUUGGUUUUGCUUGCCCGGCGAAAAAGAGAAAGGAGGGGUUGGGGGGACAAACCCAACGUGGUAGCGUAUCUGCGAGACAAGUCGGGAUGGUGCUGUUUGAUUUGGCUGGCUGGAUUCACUUGACGAGUUACCUGCCAAGGCACCUAAGGGGGUUUGUUUGUUUCUUGUUCGGUGUCAAGAGCUGCGUAGUUAUACCCAACAUAUAUGUAGGAAGAUAUCUACCACCGCGCGGUACUUGCUGCCUACAAAGGAGUUGCGGCC
This is a messenger RNA of Chaetomium fimeti, 1755 nucleotides long. RefSeq lists its product as uncharacterized. The transcript has a single exon. Gene Ontology annotation, cellular component: nucleolus. Lineage: Eukaryota; Fungi; Ascomycota; Sordariomycetes; Sordariales; Chaetomiaceae. Bases 110 to 1492 code for a protein of 460 amino acids. The record is from RefSeq and is a predicted model, not a curated record. Gene Ontology annotation, molecular function: RNA binding.